AAACAAACAACAACAAGACCUGUUAUUACAGCAACAAAAGCAUCUAUAGCUCGUGCCAAAGCAGUCAAUGCCCAAUUAACAGGUCAAGGAUCUGUAGAAAAAAGAAAACGACCGAUGAAAGAAUCAUUAACAAAUUCAUAUAAAACAACAGCUGCAGGUCUUAAAGAGAGACCAUCUUGGGAUAUAAGAGGAAAAAUGAAAGAUAUGGCUGAGCUUUAUGAAAUGAAUGCUCAAAGAUUGGAAGAAUUAAACAAGCAUAAAAGAGAACAAGAAAUCUUGCGAGAUGAAAAAGAAUCACAAGAGAAAGAAACGUUACAAAAAGCGGCAGCGCUAAGAACACAAAUCCAAGAAAUGGAAAGACAACAUUCAAUAAAUAUUGAAAAUCUACAUUCUCAGCAACGUAUUGAAUAUCAAAGAUUAGAGGAUGAUAAUUUAAAUUUUUCAAGACGAUUGACAACGAUAGAAAUUGAAGUUAGAGAUGCAAAGAAUCGAUCGGAUUAUGAGCUUAAACGGUUAGAUCAGAUUAAAGAAGAGAAUCAAUCUUUGAAAGAUUUAAAUGGGUUAUUUUCAACCAAGAAAAAAGAAUUAGAACAUAAAGAAAAUCAGGUUAAAAAACUAGAUGUAAAAAUAGAAGAAUUAAAACAUCGAUUAACAGAAGGAAAUAAAGUACAUGAAAGAAUAUUGAAUAAGAUUAAGGAAUUAGAAACAAAAAAGAAA
Cokeromyces recurvatus is the source of this 717-nucleotide messenger RNA. RefSeq lists its product as uncharacterized. The annotation marks the transcript as partial. The record is from RefSeq and is a predicted model, not a curated record. The transcript is spliced from 5 exons. NCBI's taxonomy places the organism in Eukaryota, Fungi, Mucoromycota, Mucoromycetes, Mucorales, Mucoraceae.